AUGGCAGAAGAUGGCAACUCAACACCUCAGGAUGGCAACUCAACACCUCAGGAUGGCAACUCAACACCUCAGGAUGGCAACUCAACACCUCAGGAUGGCAACUCAACACCUCAGGAUGGCAACUCAACACCUCAGGAUGGCAACUCAACACCUCAGGAUGGCAACUCAACACCUCAGGAUGGCAACUCAACACCUCAGGAUGGCAACUCAACACCUCAGGAUGGCAACUCAACACCUCAGGAUGGCAACUCAACACCUCAGGAUGGCAACUCAACACCUCAGGAUGGCAACUCAACACCUCAGGAUGGCAACUCAACACCUCAGGAUGGCAACUCAACACCUCAGGAUGGCAACUCAACACCUCAGGAUGGCAACUCAACACCUCAGGAUGGCAACUCAACACCUCAGGAUGGCAACUCAACACCUCAGGAUGGCAACUCAACACCUCAGGAUGGCAACUCAACACCUCAGGAUGGCAACUCAGCACCUCAGGAUGGCAACUCAACACCUCAGGAUGGCAACUCAACACCUCAGGAUGGCAACUCAACACCUCAGGAUGGCAACUCAACACCUCAGGAUGGCAACUCAACACCUCAGGAUGGCAACUCAACACCUCAGGAUGGCAACUCAACACCUCAGGAUGGCAACUCAACACCUCAGGAUGGCAACUCAACACCUCAGGAUGGCAACUCAACACCUCAGGAUGGCAACUCAACACCUCAGGAUGGCAACUCAACACCUCAGGAUGGCAACUCAACACCUCAGAAUAGCAACUGA
Messenger RNA from Procambarus clarkii (red swamp crayfish), 777 nucleotides. The record is from RefSeq and is a predicted model, not a curated record. NCBI's taxonomy places the organism in Eukaryota, Metazoa, Arthropoda, Malacostraca, Decapoda, Cambaridae.